Nannizzia gypsea CBS 118893 is the source of this 585-nucleotide messenger RNA. RefSeq lists its product as hypothetical. Gene Ontology annotation, molecular function: protein tyrosine/serine/threonine phosphatase activity. Gene Ontology annotation, biological process: protein dephosphorylation. The record is from RefSeq and is a predicted model, not a curated record. Lineage: Eukaryota; Fungi; Ascomycota; Eurotiomycetes; Onygenales; Arthrodermataceae. Bases 1 to 585 code for a protein of 194 amino acids. The transcript has 2 exons. Gene Ontology annotation, cellular component: nucleus.
AUGGAUCGAGUAGAUGGACAUAACGUCUACAUUGGCAGUCUCUUUGCUCUUCGGAACCAGGACGCCCUGAAAGAUGCCAACAUCACGCAUGUUAUCUCCGCCGUAGGACCAAAAGAGCGGCCGUCAGUGAUUAGCAGCCUGCAGACAUACGACGGUCUCCAGGGGCAUCUCAUCCUAGACCUACUUGACCAGGACAAGGAGAACAUUCUCCAGCAUUUCCCGCAGGCUGUUCGGUUUAUAGAGGCGGCCAUUGCUGAUGGCGGCGCUGUCUUAGUUCACUGGUCAGAUAUCAUAUACCCGCUACUACCCCUGAAUGUUACAUGCAUAUAUGCAUUAUUUCUGACCCUGAGUUAUAGCGGUUUGGGUGUAUCCCGGUCAGCUACGAUUGUUCUUGCAUACAUGCUCUACCAGGGUCGUCCGAAGUUGGCCCCUACAGAUGCCCUGCUAGUCCUUCAAGGCAGCCGAGCUGGGUGCCAGCCGAAUGCUGGGUUUACUGAGCAGCUAGCACUGUACCAUCAGAUGGGAUGCCCUGGAACUCUCCAAGAUCUGGUUUUGUAUCAACAGUUUCUCGGUAGGAGGAUGUGA